UACAGGAUCCUGCGUAUGGAUGAAGAUCACGACCGCAUGUACGUCGGCAGCAAGGACCACAUCCUGUCCUUGGAUCUUCACGACAUCAACAAGGAGCCACAUAUUAUCCAUUGGCCAGUGUCCGAACGAAGGAGGAUGGAGUGCCUUGUGAGCGGGAGGGACGCCAAUGAGGAGUGUGCAAACUUCAUCCGUCUGAUCGAGCCAUGGAAUCGCACCCAGCUGUACAUCUGUGGGACCGGAGCUUACAAUCCAGUCUGUACCUUUGUCAACCGCGGGCGCAAACCUCAGACAUCCAUGUAUCUACAGAUGGCCCAGGCCAGAGGAAGAGCUAGCCGCGCCGCCGAAUCCAGCGCGGUGCACGAGACACUCGGACUAAAGGAAGAAAUCUUUCAGUUGGAGCCGGGAAAAGUGGAAUCCGGGAAGGGAAAGUGUUCCUACGACCCGAAGCUCAACAGCGCGUCAGCUUUGAUCAAUGGUGAACUCUAUGCUGGGGUCUAUGUUGACUUUAUGGGAACAGACUCUGCCAUUUUCCGCACUUUGGGGCCAAAGACUGCGAUGCGAACAGAUCAGUACAACUCCAGAUGGUUGAAUGACCCAACUUUCAUUCACGUACACCUCAUCCCUGACAGCGCGGAGAGAAAUGACGACAAGCUGUAUUUCUUCUUCCGGGAAAAGUCCUCCGAGAUGGGCCAGACUCCUGUGACCCAGUCCCGUAUAGGACGCAUCUGCCUGAACGAUGACGGGGGCCACUGCUGCCUGGUCAACAAGUGGAGCACCUUCCUGAAGGCCAGGCUCAUCUGCUCCGUGCCCGGCGCCGACGGCAUGGAGACGCACUUCGACGAGCUGCGAGAUGUUUACAUACAGCCGACACAGGACACAAAGAAUCCUGUGAUAUAUGGAGUCUUCUCUGUCUCUGGUUCCGUCUUCAAAGGCUCAGCGGUUUGUGUCUACUCAAUGGCCGACAUUCGCAUGGUCUUCAACGGACCCUUCGCCCACAAGGAGGGUCCCAAUUACCAAUGGGUGGCCUACACUGGGAAGAUCCCAUACCCUCGCCCUGGCACGUGCCCUGGCGGUACCUUCACUCCCAACAUGAAGUCUACUAAGGACUAUCCAGAUGAAGUCAUUAACUUCAUGAGGAAUCACCCGGCCAUGUACAAUGCCGUGUACCCAAUACACAAGCGCCCCCUAGUGGUUAGGACCAAUGUGGACUAUGAAUUCACCACCAUCACUGUGGACCAGGUGGCGGCUGCGGAUGGCAACUAUGAAGUGCUCUUCCUAGGAACUGACAAAGGGACAGUCCAGAAGGUCAUCGUGCUGCCCAGAGACGAUCUGCAGACCGAGGAGCUGGUCCUGGAGGAGGUGGAGGUUUUCAAGGCCCCGACUCCUAUUACAACAAUGAAGAUCUCAUCCAAAAGGCAACAGCUGUAUGUGUCCUCUGCGGUGGGCCUGACACAGCUGGCUCUCCACCGGUGCGACGUGUACGGCGAGGUCUGCGCUGACUGCUGCCUAGCCCGAGAUCCGUACUGCGCCUGGGACGGCAAGUCCUGCUCCCGCUACUCGGCCUCGCAGAAGAGACGAAGCCGGAGGCAGGACGUCAAGUACGGGAACCCCAUCCGUCAAUGCCGAGGCUUCAACUCCAACACCAAUAAGAACACUCUGGAGAUGGUGCAGUACGGGGUGGAGGGAAGCAGCACCUUCCUGGAGUGUCAGGCCCGCUCCCCACAUGCUGUCAUCAAAUGGCAUCUGCAGAGAGACAACAGCGAGCGCAGGAAAGAGAUGCGUUCUGAUGGCCGGGUGUUGAAGACGGAACAAGGUCUCCUCAUGCGGUCCCUGCAGCCCUCUGACUCCGGCAUGUACCAGUGUACGGCCACGGAGAAGAACUUCAAAUACACCGUGGUGAAGAUGCAGCUGGUGGUGUUGUCGAGCAGGGCUGUCAACAGCGUUCUGGUGGAGGGCGGGGGAGGUCUGGUGCCGUCCACGCUCCACUCCAGCAGCACCCAGUGGACCCCCAGUGCAGGCCAGUACAAGGACCUGCUGACCAUCCUGAGCCAGCCAGAGAUGAGCCUGAUCAAUCAGUACUGCCAGGACUACUGGCAGUUCGGAGACCCGCUGCAGGGCGCCCUCAAAGCCAAAGACCUGAAGGAGCUCAAGGAGCACAAGAAGCCCCGCAACCGCCGGCAUCACGGGGAGGGGGAGGAGAACGAGGAGCAGGAGGAGGCAGAGACAUGA
This is a messenger RNA of Limanda limanda (common dab), 2229 nucleotides long. RefSeq names its product sema domain, immunoglobulin domain (Ig), short basic domain, secreted, (semaphorin) 3Fb (gene sema3fb). The transcript has 17 exons. The record is from RefSeq and is a predicted model, not a curated record. Gene Ontology annotation, biological process: negative regulation of axon extension involved in axon guidance; negative chemotaxis; axon guidance. Lineage: Eukaryota; Metazoa; Chordata; Actinopteri; Pleuronectiformes; Pleuronectidae. Bases 16 to 2229 code for a protein of 737 amino acids. Gene Ontology annotation, molecular function: semaphorin receptor binding; chemorepellent activity.